Molecule: messenger RNA, 4527 nt
Organism: Larimichthys crocea (large yellow croaker)
Lineage: Eukaryota; Metazoa; Chordata; Actinopteri; Sciaenidae
Product: dipeptidyl aminopeptidase-like protein 6
Exons: 26
Coding region: 813-3341 (842 amino acids)
Biological process (GO): proteolysis; regulation of potassium ion transmembrane transport
Cellular component (GO): voltage-gated potassium channel complex; plasma membrane
Molecular function (GO): potassium channel regulator activity; serine-type peptidase activity
Source: RefSeq, a predicted model, not a curated record
AUGAGUCCGACUUGUUCGUUCAUCAGAGGGUUUAAAUGAAGGUGAAAACAGGUUAAACUUCUGCAGUGCUGUCGCAUGGGUGUGCGUAAAACAGCCACCCAGAGAAGCGCAGUGACAGUAACAGCUUCUCUCUGGUCACUUCUCAUGCAGAGCGCGUCUGCGGAGAGUACCGCCGGGGCUCUGUGCGUCCUUCACACUCUUAAUACGUGAGGACAGUCAGCCAAAAAAAAAAAAACCCCGAGCUGAAAGUGUGGAAACAUUAUCUUUUCGCUCUUAGUAUUUUUUGUGGACAAUCGCCCGGAGUGUGGUGGUGGUGGUGGAGGGAAUCGAAUAUCUGAUCGGAAACUCAGCGCACCCGGCUGCUAUCACGCUGUAAGGAGGCACCAGGAAACUGAAGAGGGGGGGGGGAGACAACGUGUUGUGAAUACAGAUGAGAGCAACUAUUGACACCUAAGCCCACCAGUCUGCUGCGCGCUUGGACAAAGCUAAAAGGGACAUCGCUGCGAAGGAUCCAGCUUUUUAUCGGUCCAUCAAUCCAGGCUGUGAGUCAUCCACUAUCCAUAGAUGCUUAUUUCUUAGCUCAGUGUCUUCACCAUAUCUUUUUUUUUUCUUUUUUUUUUUUUUUUUUUUUUUUUUGCUCCAUCCCGGGAGGUGAAAACUGGCUGCCUGCCAUCGGUUCUCCUCGAAGCGCGCAGAAAACCAAUACAUCUGCCCCCUCCAAAAUAAAAAUCAAAAAAAAAAAAAAAUCAGGCGAGACCCGUCUGUGGCUCUGACAUGCUGUAAGUUGUUUUCAUCUGGACUGGACCUAUAUUAUGGCUUCGCUGUAUCAGAGAUUCACUGGGAAAAUCAAUACCACCAAUUCCUUCCCGCACCCACCUGAGGCCAGUCACCUUCUCGGUGGACAGGUUGCAGACGAGGAAAACGCAGCGAAGACCCUUCAGCAAGUCGGCGACGGCAGACCUCACGUCCAGUACCGCAAAAAAUGCUUGAAGGAGGAUGAGGAUGACCUGGUGGGAAGUGCUCCGCCACAGAGGAACUGGAAAGGAAUAGCCAUCGCUCUGCUGGUCAUCCUCGUCAUCUGUUCCCUGAUCGUCACCUCCGUCUUCCUGCUGACCCCUCGUGAAGAUGACAGCCUCGCCAAUAAGAAGAAAGUGACUGUAGAGGAUGUUUUCGGUCCAGACCUUCACAUUCAUGAUCCUGAUGCCAAAUGGCUCAGCGGCAAUGAGCUGCUGUACCGUGAAAGAGAUGGAGAUGUUGUCAGGCUUAAAGUUGACACACGGAACAGAACUGUUAUCGUGAGGAACCAGUUGUUUGACAGAUCCAGAGCUGUCAAGUACCAAGUGUCCCCUGACAUGAAGCACGUGUUGUUUGCCUUUGAAGUGAAACCGAUUUACCAACACUCCUAUCUGGCCAAGUACAUUAUUUACAGCCUUUCGACACAGGAAACUUGGCCUCUGAACCCCCCUGAAGUGCAUGAAGCUGUCCUGCAGUUUGCUGGAUGGGGACCCCAAGGCCAGCAGCUGAUCUUCAUAUUUGAAAACAACAUCUACUACAGAUCAAAAGUAGAGAACCGAUCGAUCCGCCUGGUUUCCACUGGUAAAGAGGGAGUCGUCUUUAAUGGCCUUGCUGACUGGCUGUAUGAAGAGGAGAUCCUGCAGACUCAUGUAGCCCACUGGUGGUCUCCAGAUGGGCUGCGUCUGGCUUACAUGACCAUCAAUGACACGCUGGUGCCCAAGAUGGAAGUUCCCUUUUUCACAGGAAUGCCUUACCCUGCCAGCUUGGAGUAUCACUACCCAAAGGCUGGGGAGGAAAACCCUGUAGUGCACCUGUCAGUGGUGAGCCUCAACGGUCCCUUGCACACCGUGGUGAUGAAGAAACCCGAUGACCCCCGUAUAGGGAGAGACUAUUAUAUCACCAUGGUGAAAUGGGCCACCAGCACCAAACUGGCUGUCAACUGGCUGAACAGAGCCCAGAACAACUCUAUCCUGACACUGUGUGAGGCAACAACUGGAGUCUGUAUUAAGAAACACGAGGAUGAGAGUGAGAGCUGGUUGCACAGACAGAACGAAGCUCCACUCUUUUCCCAAGAUGGACACAAGUUUUUCUUCACCAGAGCAAUCCCUCAGGGUGGGAGAGGAAAGUUUUUCCACAUAUCUAUGUCCACCUCUCUGCCUAACACCAGCACAGACAUACUUCAGUCUCUGACCUCUGGAGACUGGGACGUCACCAGCAUCUUGGCCUACAAUCAUGAAAGGAACCUCAUAUACUUUCUGAGCACAGAGGAUGAUCCCAAACGACGGCACUUGUACAGUGCUGACACAAUCCCUCCAUUCAACCGCUGCUGCCUGUCUUGUGAGUUCAACUGCGGCUAUGUGGAUGUUUCAUUCAGCCACAACAUGCAGUACUUCUUACUCUACUGUAAAGGUCCAUAUGUACCCAGUGUGGCUAUAUAUAGCACGGUGGACAAACAGAAGGUGUAUGACGUGGAGAUGAAUGAAAGGGUAAACCACACGUACAACAACAUGCAGAUGCCCAAAGUGGAGAACAAGACCAUCACCAUAGACGACUACACUCUGACAAUGCAGAUUCUGAAGCCAGCUGGAUUUGUGGAUACAGCUCAUUACCCCUUACUGCUGCUGGUGGAUGGCACGCCUGGCGGGCAGAUGGUGUCGGAGCAGUUCCAGGUGGACUGGGCCACAGUUCUGGUCAGCAGCUACAGCACCAUCGUUAUCCGCUUUGACGGCCACGGCAGUGGCUUCCAGGGCACCAACUUUCUCCACAAAGUCCGCAGGAAACUGGGUAAACUCGAGGAGAGGGACCAGCUGGAGGCACUCAGGUUCAUAUCCAAAGAGCCUUACAUUGAUAAGACUCGGAUGGGAGUUUAUGGAAAGGCCUAUGGAGGAUAUUUAGCCACGAUGCUUCUGAGCUCUGAGGAGUUUAACCAACUUAAAUGUGGAACAGCAGUCUCCCCUAUCACAGAUUUUGAACUAUAUGCAUCUGCAUUUUCAGAACGAUACCUCGGCUCAAAGACAGAUUCCCGAGUAUAUACGAUGGCAAAUUUAGCACACAGAGCCGGUCAACUUCUGCAGAAGCAGUAUUUGAUAAUUCACCCAACUGCUGACGAAAAGGUUCACUUCCAGCACACGGCCAAAUUUAUCAAUCAUUUAAUCAGCGAGAAGGCCAAUUACACUCUACAGAUCUACCCAGAUGAGGGACACUUCCUACACAGUGAUGGGACACAGCAGCACCUAAGCCAGUCCCUGGUUAACUUCUUCGAGGAGUGUUUCCGAGUGCCGGAGGUACCGACGGAGCAGCAGGAAGAAGAAGAGGACGACAGUUAAACCCGCCCCUCUGAGCAGCCCACAACCAGCUACUACAGCACAAUAUGCAACAGAUAUUUCUAACCCACCCAAUCAACCCACACCACCUGCUGUCCAAUCCGAUUUUAGCUCCACCCUGAUGUGCAGCACCUGCAUGUGCAAAGAGGCCUCGGCCUACACCCCCCUCUCUCUCCUCAUCUUGUGAUGGCUGCUGGCAAGGAAACCAGCCAGAAAGACAGAAUGAAUCUCAGACAUGAGCAGUCUAUAUCUCUAUCUCUGCUAUUGGAAUAUAUGGACUAUCACUCCCUCUGGUGGACAAAUAGAGGAUCAACCUUGAGCAACGAGUCUUCAAAUGAGGCACAUUAAUCGAGCACUUUGCAGCACAAAAUAUCCCCUGUGAUGAUCAGUUCAUUAUGUUGAGAUUUAACUUUUGAAAGGCUAGUUUCUGAUAACCUUGCCGACCAACUUACUGAUUACUGUGUUCAUGAGUAUUAUUACUGCUACUUGUUUCUCAGAAUUUCUCUGUUCAGUGUCGUGUCUAUGAGUGGACGUCUGGCUGCAUCAGUUCUUAGUUGCUUUACAAAACGAGGGCACAACUUUUAACUUGUGUUGUACUCCAGAAAACAGAAGUGUCUAUACAAAACUGGUAUGAAAUCAUAUUUUCCCUCCUCAUAUUUCUGAAUUGAACUCUUGUUCUUUUAGUCACUGUGCCUUACUGUGGGUGAAAUGUUCAUGUUAGGAGCCCACAUGACACUGGAAAUGGGUAAAUACGGUGAGGCCAUGUCUGAACUGUGUGUACUCUGCUGAUAACUCAAAAACCAGAUCAUGAUUUCAUUUCCCUCAAACGAUAGCGAGGGGUGUUUAGAUCACAAGGUGUGGCGCAUUUUAUCUUAAAACAUGGAAAGUAUUGAGUACAAAACAAUUGUAUGUCUGCUUGAAAGACUGACAAAAAAUGUAAAAGUGUUUAGUUUGCAAAUGCAGUUCUUGAUAUUUACCGUACAAACUGGCAUACUGGUGAGUUAACUGCUGAAUUUUCAUUAUUUUGUGAAUUACUUUGUGUGUUAAAUGGCUUGACUCUCUCCCCAUGUCACUUCUGUUAGUAUUGUCAGUGGUUUCUAGUCAGCUGAUGUACAAAGUGUAUAAAUCUUAAAUUGUUUAUGUCUUUAUGUUGUAUGUGCAACAUGUAUAUAAAGCAUUUUGAAAUGUA